CAUUAGUUUUGUCGGGACCGUUCGCGAGUUUGUUCUCUCCGUUCUAACCGUUAGCGCCGCAAACAUUAUUUUUUUAUUGAACACGACGUCGUGAAAUGUGUCGAUGACUAUUGUUUAUUUUUCGUAAGUUCAUUUAAAAAAUAAUAAUAGCAAGCGUUUGUCAGUUUUCGGCCGUGGUGUAAUUUAAUUUCCUUUUGAUUUUUUUAAUAACAUUUCAUCUCUGUCAGAAACAGAAAUCAUUAGCGUUUUAUCGGUCUAGAGUUUAAAUAAACUUUUAAACUAUUAUUGUUACUAAUGUUGAUUAGAACAGGACCAACUAUUCAUUGAAAAACCGCCAUUGGAAAAAAACCGAGACAAAACAAAACAAAACUUUCAAGUUUAAAGAGUAUUUGUUCGUAUAAGCGAGGUUUUCAUAGUAUACUAUAAUGAUGGAUAUUAUUACAAUACUAAAACAUUUUCGAAAAUGACAUUGCAAAAUCGUUAUUGAAGACAAGGCAUGGAAAAAAAUCAUUACGUUGAACACUUGCAAGUGCUUUGGGUAUUGUGUUUCUGUAUAAUAAACAGUUAUGCCAUUAUUCCAGAAAAUGUUUCAACCACAACAAUUACUGUGCCCAUAGCUACUAUUGAAGAAAAUUUGGUGGAAGAAAAUGAUCAUCACCUUCACGAAGUUGGAUCAAAAUGGUCUCCAUUAUUUGAAGACGGCCCAGGUCCUAUCAAUGUUACAGCUCGCAUUGGUUCGACUGUAUUAUUAGACUGUAAAAUUCAACUUCUUUACGAUAAAACGGUGACGUGGGUUCAUCGAAAAGCAGAUGUUAUACAACUACUAACUGUUGGUCGACAAGUACAUAGUUCAGAUCAAAGGAUUUCAUUAAGUUUUAGAUAUCCAAAUAAUUGGAGGCUACAGAUUGUCUAUAUUACCGAUAGAGAUGAUGGUGUUUACGAAUGUCAAGUAGCAACGCAUCCACCAACAAUUAUGAAGACUUUUCUAAAAGUCGAUGUACCUAUAGUACGAAUGUCUGUUACCGGGACUGGUGACGUGACUAGAGAUGAAAGUGAUAUCUUUUUCAAAAUUGGCAGUACGCUGGAGAUCGUUUGUAAGAUAUUCCAUGUCGGAAUCCAUAACGGAUCCAAAGUGUUGUGGUAUAGAGGACGGCAAUCAAUUUCUUCCGGAAUCAGCGAAAGAAUAAACAGCAAUGCUAGUUACACCACUGUUGUAUCUACCUUAAAAAUUAAACAUGUUCAAAAAAAACAUUCAGGCAACUACACGUGUCUUGUUGGAUCACCGUCAGCUUCUGCAGCAAUUACUAUUCAUAUUCUAAAUGGUGAACAACCUGCGGCCGUUCACGAUGGAAAUUCUGGUCCUUUGGUCUGCUGCGUCGCGGGUUGGUGGCUAUUGACUCUUUGUUGCUUAGUACUGUCCAGCUGAUUCAUUGACGAAUAAAAUUAAUUUAUAUUAUAUUGGUUCAUGUAUUUAAAAAAACUGCAUGUUGUU
Messenger RNA from Daktulosphaira vitifoliae (grape phylloxera), 1492 nucleotides. RefSeq lists its product as uncharacterized. The transcript has 9 exons. The coding region runs from base 497 to 1426 and encodes 309 amino acids. Gene Ontology annotation, biological process: synapse organization. Lineage: Eukaryota; Metazoa; Arthropoda; Insecta; Hemiptera; Phylloxeridae. Gene Ontology annotation, cellular component: neuron projection membrane. The record is from RefSeq and is a predicted model, not a curated record.